Paramecium pentaurelia is the source of this 965-nucleotide messenger RNA. The record is from the annotation of a GenBank genome assembly. Lineage: Eukaryota; Ciliophora; Oligohymenophorea; Peniculida; Parameciidae.
AUGUCCAAUUUAAUAGAAUAUAUUAACCUUGAUUUAGUAUUGCUAUUAAUUUUAAAUUAGAGAGCAUCUGUCCUUAUACCCUUAGGCAAAAAAUAUUUGAGAACAAGUUUUUAGGAAAAGAAGCAUGAUGCUUAUUUUUUGAAUAUAUGAUGUACCUGAAUAAGAAGAAAUAGCUUUAAAAUCAACAGAAUCUUAAAACUUAAGAAUUUAUUUAACUUCGCUACUCUAAGGAAAUGUAUCUAUAAAAAGCAAUUUUUUAGGAAAAAUCUUAAAGGAUGUGGGAGUUAGAAGAAUGUUAAAAGUCUUUCUCAAUCAUUAAUUCUCUGGAAUAUUAAAGUAUAAAUGGAAGGGGCUAUUAUUUAUAGAAAUAUAAAUAUACCAUAACUACAAAUAUAAAAAUAAAAUACAUUUUGGAAAAGGAAUUUUACUUGUUGAUAAGGAUAAUAAAUAGAUAAUCAGAAAAUAAUAAUAAUGGAACUUUUGUGGAUAAAAUAAUUAAAAGGAAAUCAUUCAAGAAUACAUAAAAAUCCUAUUUGUUUAAGGUAACUUAAUAAAAAAUAUUUGAAUAUAAAAGGGAGAUAACAUAGAGUUUCGAUAAUAUUUUUAAAUAGUAUCCAAUCUUAUAUGGAUAUAAAAAGGAAGACAUUUAAUAAUAAAAUAAUGAAUAUUAUAUUGAUUGGAAUUAAGAAAAAUUGCAAGAUCUUCUGAUAAUAGAUGAAUUUGUAAUAUCAAAAGAUUGGUUAAAUGAUUACUUUAUGCCUCAAAAUUAUUUAAAACUAUUUCAUAUUUUUAAUUCGGUCAAACAUAAACUUUUUAUUGAUAGUAGAGUAGGAGAAUUUUCGGAGUUGAUUUUAUUUUAGAUAAAAACUAAGAGCUUUGGAUCAUUGAAUGCUAGAGAAGCCUUAACUUUUUAGUUGCGACAGAAGAAAGCGAAGAAAAAUUUAAUUAGUUAAUUCUUGAUAUGA